This is a messenger RNA of Vigna unguiculata (cowpea), 1663 nucleotides long. It is a transcript of the gene BASS2, whose product is annotated as Sodium Bile acid symporter family. Gene Ontology annotation, cellular component: membrane. The record is from RefSeq and is a predicted model, not a curated record. NCBI's taxonomy places the organism in Eukaryota, Viridiplantae, Streptophyta, Magnoliopsida, Fabales, Fabaceae.
ACAUCCCCAAAUGAGAUGAUUAGUUUCCAAAACAUCCCCAAUCAAAAACACCCAAAAACAUCCUUAUCAAUGCGGAGUGGAGUGAUACUAGUAAACUCCCAAGCUCCAGGGUGCUUUGCCUUCUUACACACAACGGAACCCACACCCUUUUCAACCAAAAACUUAGGCAGAUCCUUACCCUGUUGCAUCCAGCCAUGGCUUCUAUGUCUAUCAACUUUCUCAGAGACCAUAGAGUAGGGCCGUAUGAUGCACUGCUGAAGCCGAGCUUUCGCCCUCCCAUUUGGAAGAACUUUCGUAAUUCCCAUCUGGAAGUGAAAGGCCACUUUAAUCUGUCUGAGAGCGGAAGAAGGUGCGCAAUUCGAAGCGACUUGCGAGGUCCAGUUGGUGCUACUGUAGAUUUUCCCUUAACCCUUCAAGGGUCUAGAAGAAGGAACUCUCAAAUAUGUAACAAGGCUACUACAGACAUAUCUGGAGAUAUUCCUGAAAGUGCUGGUGAGUUGAGCCAGUACGAGAAAGUGAUUGAAACCUUAACAAUUCUUUUUCCUGUUUGGGUCAUCUUGGGGGCUAUUAUCGGCAUCUACAAGCCAACUGCUGUAACUUGGUUGGAUAAAGAUCUUUUUACUCUUGGCUUGGGUUUCCUCAUGCUCUCUAUGGGCUUGACAUUGACAUUUGAGGAUUUCAGACGGUGUCUGCGAAAUCCGUGGACUGUGGGUGUUGGGUUUCUUGCACAGUAUUUGAUUAAACCCAUGCUAGGCUUUGCCAUUGUAAUGACUCUAAAACUUUCAGCUCCUCUCGCAACUGGUCUUAUUCUGGUCUCAUGUUGUCCUGGAGGUCAGGCAUCAAAUGUUGCAACAUUCAUAUCCAAGGGAAAUGUUGCACUGUCUGUUCUUAUGACAACGUGUUCAACUAUUGGAGCUAUUAUAAUGACCCCACUUCUUACAAAGCUUCUUGCUGGUCAACUUGUUCCGGUUGAUGCUGUUGGCCUGGCAGUUAGUACCUUUCAGGUUGUUUUAGUCCCAACAGUUGUGGGAGUUUUGGCAAAUGAGUUUUUUCCUAAGUUCACUUCAAAGAUAAUCGUUGUGUGUCCUUUGAUUGGAGUCAUUUUGACCACUCUCCUCUGUGCAAGCCCAAUUGGGCUAGUUUCUGAUGUGUUAAAAGCUCAAGGAGCACAAUUAGUAUUGCCAGUUGUUUUCCUACAUGCUGCUGCAUUUACUCUUGGUUAUUGGUUUUCAAGAAUAUCAUUUGGCGAAUCCACAUCACGCACCAUAUCUAUAGAGUGUGGAAUGCAGAGUUCUGCACUAGGGUUUUUACUCGCUCAGAAGCACUUUAAAAAUCCCCUUGUGGCUGUUCCUUCUGCUGUCAGUGUUGUCUGCAUGGCGCUUGGUGGAAGUGCUCUUGCUGUGUUUUGGAGGAACAAACCAAUUCCCCUUGAUGACAAAGAUGACUUCAAGGAAUGAAAAUCAUUGACUAGUAUUGACAUGUCCCUCAUUUUUAUGUGGGAACAUGUUACAGCAUUCAGGAUUUAGGAUCAGCCUACGACAAAUAUGCCCCUUAGUUUGUAGCAUUCCUUGGGAGUAAUGUUUUUUCUUUCCGUUUGUGAUUAUGAAAUUUUUCAUAAACAUAUAAGAGAAAAAUAAAAAUUUAAAUCUAGUUUGGGGUCAAA